Messenger RNA from Fusarium pseudograminearum CS3096, 891 nucleotides. RefSeq lists its product as uncharacterized. The transcript has a single exon. The record is from RefSeq and is a predicted model, not a curated record. NCBI's taxonomy places the organism in Eukaryota, Fungi, Ascomycota, Sordariomycetes, Hypocreales, Nectriaceae. The coding region runs from base 1 to 891 and encodes 296 amino acids.
AUGGAUCAGCAUGCUACAACAAUCCGCCGUAUGCUUGGCGGUCUUACCAUCCCUCAAUUUGCCUUGUUAUCUCCGCGAGACCGCCGCACUCUCUUUCGACAAAACCUCGUGCAACGGCAACCGGUCUUGAUUGAUGAGGCAGAUGAUGAUGGCUCCUUGAACCCCAAAAUUGCUGAUGGUGUCCUCCUACGCCAGCGGUACUUUAUGGGUGAAGAUGAGACCGGCAAGCAGCUGGUGAAGGAGGCUUCUGAUGUGUACUAUGGCGAAAACCAUUUCAACGUGCGGCUGCACUGGCUGCGCGAGUUUAUGACCGACACCCUUGGCGACUAUAAAACGAAGGUGCCUGUUGCUCCGCUGAUCAAAGGCAGCAUUACUGUACUCGUUGACUCAUACGAUGCACUUGAUGACUUCUACCUCCACGAGGAAGGCUGCGAUAGUGACAGUGGGAUAGAUGACCCAAAGAGCGUGCAUUAUCGGCAUGGGACAGGCGAGGCUGCUAGAUGGACACAGAAGCGCCUCCAAGAUAUCUUCCUCUUCACUAACGCACAACAUAUCACGUUAGUGUUGUAUGGCCGCGGUGUUCUGGAUGGCAGCGACCUUGCAACGCAUCAGAUGAUCAAGGAUAUCUCCUAUGUUGUGAAGCUCCUCAUUGAGGAAUUCGGUGAUAGGUUUGCUAUCAAGAAGAUGAUAAGCAGAGGUGAUGAUUAUGAGGGCAAUCAUCCAUCGCGCAGCAUUCGUUCUUACUGGGAUUCCCCCACAGAGAUGGCCAGGGAGGAAGUAAGACAAGGGGAGGCAACCUUUGAGCAGGUUAUGCAGAUAGAGGUGGAGGAGUGGACCCGAGUAUUCCCUAGGACUAUAGGACUAUGGAUGGGACGUGAGAUACUUGUAUGA